Molecule: messenger RNA, 495 nt
Organism: Emericellopsis cladophorae
Lineage: Eukaryota; Fungi; Ascomycota; Sordariomycetes; Hypocreales; Bionectriaceae
Product: NADP-dependent alcohol dehydrogenase-like protein
Exons: 1
Coding region: 1-495 (164 amino acids)
Source: RefSeq, a predicted model, not a curated record
AUGGGGUAUCGCGAGGCUCAGGCUGGCUUCAGCCUUCCCUUCACCUACUCCCUCUUCUUCCUCUUUAUAGAGCCCCUCGGCGCGCUGGCGGGCGCCUAUUUCACGCACGUCCAUCAACCAUACUACCUCUCCCUCCUCUCGGCGCCCUCGGCCUCUUCGGCCGAUGUACAGCUCUCGACGCCCAUGAGCGUCGCCAUGUCUCAGCUCGCCAGCAUGUAUCUCUUCUUCGCGCUGAACGAGGCGCUCAUUCUGCGGGCGACAUCCGACAUUCAGGUCUGGCGCGCCGUGCUACUCGUGCUAUUGGUGGCCGACUUUGCGCAUCUGUACGCACUCAAGGCGCUGGGACCGCAGGUCUACUACGAUGUGUGGAAUUGGAGCGCGGGCGAUUGGGGCAAUGUGCCCUUUGUGUACCUUGGAGCACUCAUGAGGAUCUGCUUCCUCAGAGGUGUCGGGCUAGGGGCUUGGAAGACACUGGAGAAGAAGAAGAAGAAAUAG